CUUUGGUGAAGAGGAGGAGCUGAUUUCUGUGUUUGAUUGCUAUUAACACAGUUGUGAAAACGAGCGCUGGAUUGCCAUUGGCAGAUGUCUUGAAGCCUGAAUAAAUGUAAGUUCCAGAAACAGUGCUGGGUUUCCUGAUAUAUAAGUCUUAGACAAAAGGAAAUACUGACUACACGCAGGAUGCGUAGGAAUUGGUUGCGAAUUUUUUUUUUUUAUUUAUUUUUGCUAGUGAUCAACGACAAGGUUUAGAACUUUUCUGAACUAUUUCAAACGUUAAACGUAUAACACUUUGUGUUCUGAUGGCAUUUUCCUCGUUUUUUUAAGUUAAGGUAAAUUGUGAGACUACAUCUGCGGAAAUAAAAAGAAUAUUAACCGUAUCCAGUCCUAAUUACUGUGUGGAACAUCAUACAACGACAAAAUAAGACACCAUGCUAGACUCGUCUGAAAGAACUGACAGAAUAGUAGCCACCCUUGGAGCCAUAGGGCAUGUUGGUAGGGACGGGAGUUGCGGUCCCCUUGGGCAGUGGCGAGGUCUCUAUAUGAACUGUUCCUCGGCUAUCAGUGCACAUAAAUACGGAGUGCCACCAACGAGACGUACCUCCAUACGAUGUAAGGGGGCUACACGCACUUUGCUACCUGUCCUACCGCCACUGACAGGCACCCAUGAGGAGUGCAUCACCACCUCUAGUUACUGGUGUAGUAAAAGGGAAGUGAAACCCCCUGUCUCACACGUACUUUUUCCUAAAAUAAAACUGUCUUCUCCCUAUAACACCGUCAGUAACGUCAGAAAGCAUAGGAAUCAGCAUUUGCUGCAAAAUCGAUUUCGCCAAAUCGCUAAAUGUGCUGCAAUACUUCGCUUGCUCUACAGGGACCAUCAUCUCCUAGGCAACCACGACUAUACUAUUGAGAGGGUCAAAAGGUGGACAGUGAAGCCCCAAAGUCUUGAACCUGAACAGGAUAUCCUUUUUGACUUGUCAUUGUUUAAAGCAAAGCAACAGGUAAGGAUUCCUGAGAGCGUAAAAUGGAUUCUGCACCAGAAGCCAGAAGAACGCAGUGAACAAGACACUCAUUUUGUACUGACUGCUCUUCAGCCUGUAAAGUCCUUUGGAGAAUAUUCCACAAAAUGUCAGACAAGACUAGCAAAAGUGUCCUGGUAUGUCAGCUGUGUUGCCCAACAAGUGCUGAUACUGCAAGGUUAUGAUCCUCUUUUCUUCUACAUCUGCCUCUCUGGAUACGCAACCAUGAUCAGAAGAGACAGCAGUAGUGGGCAGGUGAAACCCAUUUGGUUCAUCAGCAGAGGAGAUGCAUUUGGGGAGAAGGAGAUUAUAAAUGGAGAAUGCUGGGAAGCUUCAGUUAUUGUUCAGGAACCAGCAGAAUUCCUUUGCAUCAACAAAGAGGACUUUAUCAAGAUUUUCCAGUUUGGAAGUAGAAAAACGCUGAUGGAUCCAGAAAACACUAAGUUUCUAAGAAGUCUUCACUUUCUGAAUGGUUGGCCCAUGUAUUUGUUGGAAUCCAAUCCUGAAAAAUGCUGCAUCAACCACUACAGGAGAGGAACAGUUAUUCUAAAAAAUACUACCACUUCAGACUGGAUCUAUGUUGUAAUAUCGGGAAGCUGCUCUAUAAUGAAGCUGUUUCAAGAGGAUCGACAAAUGACCAGCACUACAACUGCAAAAAGGAGAAAACAGGAUAUCUGUGGGAAAUCCAAAUCUGGUCACAGUAUUCCAAAUGACCAUUCAAGAAAGAGAAAAGCAAAUCCUGUGUGCAUCACAGUAGACACGUUGGUGAAAGGAUGUGUGUUUGGCCUGUCAGAUUGCCUGUUUGAGGAGCAACCAAGUUUGUGUGUCAUCAGCAAUGGAGUAGAAUGCUUCCAGAUACUGAAGAAAUUUUACCUUAACAAUAUCUCAGCGGACUUUCUUGAGAAGCUGAAAUACCAGGUAUUUCCUUAUCCUAAUGAAAAGGAACUGAGCAAUAGAUUGCAGCAAGAGUUAGAAUGGCAGAUAUUCCGAAAACGGACUAUGGACCAAACUAUGCAGACGAUAAAGGUGAAACAAACUAUUGCACCAGACUUCAAAUAGCAAACUACCACAAUCAUGCUGCAAUAAUUAGGUUCACUUUAUACAUCCUAAAGAAGGAUGAUGAUUGCUAUGUAAUAAUAAAAGAAGUUAUUGAACAAAACAAAGUAUGAGAACUUAAAACCUCAUAUUAUUACAGUGCAAGAGCUGCAUAGAUAAGUGAAACUUAAUGUCAGGAAUUAUGUGUGAUAUGUACUAACCAAGACUGACGAUACCUGUAUGGUUAUCAGGUGUCUAACCAACAGGCUGACUGUAGUCUGUCCAAACAUGUACAGUGAGUUGUGCAGGGGUAUCUCAAAAGUGCCUACUAUUUAAUAAAGCCUCUUUAAAGUUCCCACCAGUUCUCUCCUCAUGCCCAACUGUAAUUACAUCUGAAGCACACAAAUAUACAGCUAACUUGUUCAUUCCAGUAUGGUUGACCCCAGCUUUCUGAUGAGCAUGCUUUUGUAAAAUGUUAUCAUUCCCAUGUGAGAAUAGUGUAGCUGAUCUGUUUUGUUGACUGCAUGCACCUUGUAUGGAUGAAUGGACAAAGUAGACAGUAGUGGAGAUCCAGUUCUUACCACUGGAGCGAGCCUGCUGUGUAUGUGUCUGACUUAUGUAGAGUUUAGCUCUGUUUCUUCAAAAGAUGUGCUUCAUAAUGCUACAAAAAUAGAACACUGUAGAUGAGCUAAACACCGACAAUGCUAUGGAGCUGUUUGACAUUCCAGAUGUAGCUACUUAAAAUAACUGUAAUUUGUAAUAACAUCUCCUCUAUUGACCGCUGUCCUCGGACAGAUGUGAUUAUGUUCUUAACCCAAUGGAAAUAGUGCAAUAACACCUCUGCAAAAGCAUGGCAUAUGUUACCUUGUAAAAAUACCUUGUGAAAUAAGACCAUUGCCUAUGCCUAAACAAGUCAGGGAAAAGGGAGUAAUUCAUUGCACUCUGUACUGACUUGGAGUGGCACAAAAUAAGGCAAUCGCAACACUGGGAAAUAUCUAUUUAAAACCUUGAAGUGAACUACUGGUUUUACUACAGGUGAACAAAAUGCAUAAC
Messenger RNA from Protopterus annectens (West African lungfish), 3104 nucleotides. RefSeq lists its product as uncharacterized. The transcript is spliced from 14 exons. The record is from RefSeq and is a predicted model, not a curated record. The coding region runs from base 429 to 2075 and encodes 548 amino acids. Lineage: Eukaryota; Metazoa; Chordata; Ceratodontiformes; Protopteridae.